AUGGCUGCAAACACUUCCACCAAUGCUCCUGCAAUGAUGGGAUCGACCAUUUUCAAAUCUCAUGCUGAGAAACCAGAGAAGUUCAAGGGAGAAAACUUCAAAAGAUGGCAACAGAAGAUGGUCUUCUACCAUACCACCCUAAAUCUUGCUCACAUUAUAAAAGAGAUAUGUCCAACUACUACCCUAGAAGCAAUCACUCCUGAAACUGAAGCUGCCAAGCAAGCGUGGUUACAUUCAGACUUCUUAUGUUGCAACUACAUUCUGAGUUGCAUAGAUGACACCUUGUAUAAUGUCUACUGCAAUGCCUUUGAUACUUCAAGGCAGUUGUGGGAGGCAUUAGACAAGAAGUAUAAGCUAGAAGAUGCUGGUACUAAGAAAUUCCUUGUUGGAAAGUUCUUAGAUUAUAAAAUGGUUGAUACCAAGUUGGUUGUCAAUCAUUUGGAAGAAUUGCAAAUUAUCAUUAGUGAUUUGCAAAGUGAAGGAUUGGUCAUUAAUGAACCAUUCCAAGUUACUGUUGUGAUUGAGAAAUUGUAUCCUGCUUGGAGAGAAUUCAAAUGUUAUCUCAAACACAAACAAAAGGAGUUGUCCAUAGAGAAUCUUACUGUGAAACUUCGCAUUAAAGAGAACAACACAAAGGGGGAUAAAGAGCCACAAAAAUUUGAAGCUAAAGCACAUAUUGCUGAAGCUUCAAGGCGUCAUCCCAAGAAGAACCAAUCAAAGACAAAGAAUCUUGGGCCAAGGAAUGACACUAACAAGCACAUUCCUGCAAUCUGCUAG
Momordica charantia (bitter melon) is the source of this 777-nucleotide messenger RNA. RefSeq lists its product as uncharacterized. The record is from RefSeq and is a predicted model, not a curated record. Lineage: Eukaryota; Viridiplantae; Streptophyta; Magnoliopsida; Cucurbitales; Cucurbitaceae.